This is a messenger RNA of Pseudovirgaria hyperparasitica, 1407 nucleotides long. RefSeq lists its product as uncharacterized. NCBI's taxonomy places the organism in Eukaryota, Fungi, Ascomycota, Dothideomycetes, Acrospermales, Acrospermaceae. The annotation marks the transcript as partial. The record is from RefSeq and is a predicted model, not a curated record. The transcript has a single exon.
GUGGCCAUAAUUCCCAUGGUGUCGUUGCCACCCACGACUUAAUCAAGCAGCUAUGGCCGCUACGAACUCAUGUCAGUCCUCCAAUGCCAUUUUCAGUGCUGCAGAUACCGCACAAUUCGCACCAGGCAAAGAUGAAGUCAAAUCCCCAAGUCUCUCAAAUGCGAAUGCGUUAGCACGCUUUGAGUUUGAACCCGGCCUGUCCAAAGAAGGUACCAAGAUCUUGAUGAUCGAGUGGGAGGACGAUGUUUCGACCCGCACAAUCUUGGGCUCCUGGCAGAUUAGCUGGGAGAGCAAGACACAUGUUCUCCCCGUCGACGACACGCCAACGCUCAUUCCCCCUGAAGAACGCGCAGGUGAAUUCCAUAGGAUGUACUUUCUCCUGCCGCCGGGCGUUCCAGUCCCUGGUAUGGUCAUACUAACCAAGGGUGAGACAUAUUGGCGCACAAACCCAUUACCUGCGAUCUUCCCACCAGAACUUGGCGCCAGUGCGAGACAAGCUGGAAAGAAGGGGGUUCUGCACACAAUAUGGGCUAAGAAGAGGCUACAGGCUUUACAGCGUGAGAUUGAUACAGAAAGCCAGAACAAUGUUGAAGGGAUCGGCUUGACAAUGGCACUGCAAGAGAAGGAAUGGAUCGAGCAGAACUUUGGUGUUAGCGCACGCCCAAGCGGCCUGACCAUCACGACUGGAGCCGGCACCAAUUCUGCGGCGCCGUUGAGUCCAGGAAGCCCAAAGAGUCCUGGUGGUGGGCGUUUGAUGGAGAAGCUGAAGGGCUUGAAGUUGAGCACCACAGAUAAAGAACAUCACUCCCCGGGAGGCAUGUCUAUUACCUCCUACGAGCCUAACACUUUAUCACCCGAAUCCUCUGAUGUCGCUGUGUCCUCAUUCUCGACAUUCAAGGGUGCCAUGCCUAGCCAAGUCACCACAAAGCUUCAAUUCCGCCGUAAAGUCUCAACGCAAGGACCGCCUGCAGAAAUUCUGGCACAACAACAACAGCAACAUAAUAUAGGCAUCGGGUCGCUCGAUGCAUUUGCGGUGGCACCGGCAUGGGAGUCACGGGGCAUACUCCAAUAUUCGUCGGCAUUAGAUGACAAAGCCGACGACGACAAAGAAGACGGUCUUUUCGCUGUCCCGAUAUCUCCGAGAAGCCCAGAAAUGACCAAGAGCCCGUUCUCCUUCGCACGGAAUGACAUAUCCAAGUACGUAGCAGGAAGACAGGCAGCGUGAAGGAGUGAGGCUGUUUGAAUGCCGGCUAAUACAAUGCUCCAGAAGGAUUAUGUGUAUCAUGUCUCUUAAUGUUAGGGGCGCUAUGGCGUUUGGCAUAUUUUGACGUGACAUCUGCAUGGCGUGGCAGGAAUACUACGAAUCGACACCGUGGUCGUUGCCAUGUAGUUUUGCUGUGAUAUUUG